Messenger RNA from Varroa destructor (honeybee mite), 2000 nucleotides. Its product is annotated as inactive selenide, water dikinase-like protein. Gene Ontology annotation, cellular component: cytoplasm. Gene Ontology annotation, molecular function: ATP binding; selenide, water dikinase activity. The record is from RefSeq and is a predicted model, not a curated record. NCBI's taxonomy places the organism in Eukaryota, Metazoa, Arthropoda, Arachnida, Mesostigmata, Varroidae. Gene Ontology annotation, biological process: L-selenocysteine biosynthetic process.
UGCUCAAGUCGCGCGCUGCGAACGAAUAAUGCGUUCAUGCGUGGAAGUGAGAAAAGCGCCCCAAUAAUCAGCUGUAAACCGCCUGUCGAUUUCAGGCAUCCCCGUUUGAACUGAUUUUCUUAUUUUUUAGCAACCAGGUAGUUAAAGGCCACUGAAAUCUUAACAACAGUAUAACAGUUCGAACUAUGGAGUUUCGCGUAAAGCAGCCUGAUCAACCUGACAGGGUGCUCAAAGAUUUUGACCCAACGUCACUAGGGCUUGGCGCCGACUUUCGGUUAACGCGUUUUGCUUCAAUGAAAGGAUGAGGCUGCAAGGUGCCCCAGAAGGAACUGGACGAUCUUCUAAAAUCGAUAAGAAAUCAAACCCUUGCGAUCGAUCAUUCAGACAACGAUUCUGGGAAUUCUGUCGACAUAGGUAUGGAUUGUUGCGUUAUUCCGUUGGAGGACUCCGGAUUUUCUCUCGUACAAACAAUCGACUAUUUUUAUCCGUCCGUUGAAGACCCUUACGCAAAUGGUCAAAUAGCCUGCGCAAAUGUCCUGUCGGAUCUCUAUGCCAUGGGCAUUACUAAAUGUGACAAUAUGCUUAUGGUUCUUGCCGUAGCUCGCGAAAUGACACCUGAUGAACGUGAAAAGGUUGUCCCGCAGUUGAUGCGUGGUCUGAACGAUCAUGCUAUAAAAGCUGGCACACGUAUCCGUGGAGGCCAAACCAUUCUGAAUCCUUGGCCGAUUAUUGGGGGUGUAGCCACUGCCUGCGUGCAUCGUGAGCAAAUCGUUAUGCCUGAUAACGGCGAAGCUGGUGAUGUUCUUGUGUUGACGAAGCCUCUGGGAACACAAGUGGCUGUCAACGCCCAUCAAUGGUUGGAUCGUGGAGAGGAAGGAAUGAAGCUUUUAGGCGGAAUGUCUGUGGAAAGCGUCAAAAAACUUUACUUCCGCGCACUCGACAGCAUGUCGCAUCUCAAUAAGACCGGUAAUUCGAUAGAACCUGGUUAGGCCGUGUUUUUUUCUUAGCUCUUUGUGUAGUGCGUUUUACUUGUUCUAUAUGGAGCCCAUAGUACACUACGUUUUCCCUAUUCUUACAGGCUUAGUGCUAGGCGUGUCCACUCGACACCUGUGUAAUGAGGUCGCUGUUGUUAUCAUACCAGACUUGCAGAUCCGGGAUAAAGGACCUUAUACAGUAUUUGGUUUUCCUACCGUUCGUGGUUGUGAUUUUUCUUUAUGUUGUUUUGGCUGUGGUCGUUAUAGAUCUAUAUCGUCCUGUAGGCAUCGUAUAGCUCUCUCUCUCUCCCCCGGCAAAAGAUCCGAAAACAGUACCUUAGCGGGACAGUACCUUUGCGAGCACGAAGACUGCUUCAAUGAAAAUAGCUCUACAUGCUUUAACUAUACUUUUGGAUUGUUCACGAUAGGUCGUAAACGAUGUUUUCCUGUUUUUGUCUAGAGCAGUAUCUGCUCAUCUUGGCAGCAUACAGCGCUACGAUUUCUACCACCGGUUAAAGGCGAGGUCUCACAUCGUUGAGAACCGACUUGCGUACAAUUCCGCGGUAACGUUCUUAUCAAACUGCAACAGGAGACAUCUUUUUUCACGCCAUAAUCAUUCAGUUCGUCGUAUUGAGUGGAUUCUUAACAUAUCGUGUCAGGAAAAUGUUGAUUAUAGAGCUUUCUAUCUAUGUAGAAUCUUCUAAUCUAGUGCUGGCAUAGCCAUCGACCUGUAGCCAUACCGUGAGUGUUACGAACUUUGGUUAACCACGAUUUUCUGCUGAAGCCUUUUUGUGAUAAAAACCUCAACAACUUUGGUGGCAGGCGCAUUAAGGAAAAAAGUGGGUCUAUACACCAUUCCAUUUAUUUUUACCGCUCGUGGAAUCAGGGCCAUCUCCGUUUCUUUCAGAGAUCGUCUUCGGAAGAGACAUUAAGUAGUUCCAGUCGUUUAUUGAUGAGUAGCUUACAGGCCCGGCAGGACCCAUCUGGCUCCAAAAAGCUCGCUACCAGUGGCUUCUUCCGGUUUUU